AUGACGACUUCGCUGGUCUUGCAUCCACGCUGGGCGGACACCUUGAUGUACGUUUAUGAAAAAAGCCCGAAUGAAAGUGGUCAGAAUAAAAAUCAAGCUAUGGAGGGACUGAGCGGGAAUUGCCCUGCGACCCACUGCAGGGAUCUAAUCUCGCACCCAGCUUUGGGACGACAUUCGGGCACCAUCCCGACUCACCAGGGCACCGUGUACUCGGAUAUAUCUUCACCUGACGCAGGAAGACAGUGUCCCGCGCCUCAGACAUCGUCCAGCGCCUCUCUGGGCUACAGUUACCCGUUUGGAAACCCGUACUACGGCUGCAGGCUGUCUCAUUCGCACAACGUGAACUUGCAACAGAAGCCGUGCUCUUAUCAUCCCGCAGACAAAUACACCGAGCCCAGUACGGCACUGCCUACGGAGGAACUCUCCAGCAGGGCAAAGGAAUUCACUUUCUACCCCAGCUUCGCCGGCUCAUAUCAGGCGGUUCCUGGCUAUCUCGAUGUGUCAGUGGUCCCCAGUAUUAGCGCACAUCCCGAGCCCCGACACGACGCGCUGAUUCCAAUGGAGGGCUAUCAGCACUGGGCUCUGUCAAACGGCUGGGAUGGGCAGGUGUACUGUUCAAAAGAACAAACACAGUCAACUCAUCUUUGGAAAUCUCCUUUUCCAGAUGUCGUCCCGUUGCAGCCUGAGGUUAGCAGUUACCGGCGAGGACGUAAAAAGCGUGUUCCCUACACCAAGAUCCAACUGAAGGAACUGGAAAAAGAAUACGCAGCCAGCAAAUUCAUCACUAAAGAUAAAAGAAGGCGCAUCUCUGCCACCACCAAUCUGUCUGAGCGUCAAGUUACUAUUUGGUUUCAGAACCGCAGAGUGAAAGAGAAGAAAUUUAUCAGCAAAUCUAAGGCGAACAAUCACAUGCACACUUAA
This is a messenger RNA of Neoarius graeffei (lesser salmon catfish), 921 nucleotides long. It is a transcript of the gene hoxc13a, whose product is annotated as homeobox C13a. The coding region runs from base 1 to 921 and encodes 306 amino acids. Gene Ontology annotation, molecular function: DNA-binding transcription factor activity, RNA polymerase II-specific; RNA polymerase II cis-regulatory region sequence-specific DNA binding. The record is from RefSeq and is a predicted model, not a curated record. The transcript has 2 exons. NCBI's taxonomy places the organism in Eukaryota, Metazoa, Chordata, Actinopteri, Siluriformes, Ariidae. Gene Ontology annotation, biological process: regulation of transcription by RNA polymerase II.